Messenger RNA from Lolium perenne, 697 nucleotides. Its product is annotated as zinc finger A20 and AN1 domain-containing stress-associated protein 7-like. Lineage: Eukaryota; Viridiplantae; Streptophyta; Magnoliopsida; Poales; Poaceae. The record is from RefSeq and is a predicted model, not a curated record. Gene Ontology annotation, molecular function: DNA binding; zinc ion binding.
UUCCGUCGCGCAGUCCGGCUCUGGUUGGACUCGAAACCACCUCGUUUCCGUCCUUCGCCCAGCCAAUCGAUAAAAGGUGAUUCGCCCGCCCGCAGACUGGAUCCUCACCAAACGCAGACGUAGCCUCGCUCGCCGCCUCACGAGACAACUUCAACGCAGAUCACGCACACGUACGAGUUCGAGGAGCAGCAAAGAACAAGCAAUGGCGCACGACGCGUCGGCGACUUCCCUGAAGCGCAAGCAUCCCGACAGCGACAGCUCGUCUCCGACCGGCAUGUGCCCCAGCGGCUGCGGCUUCUUCGGCGCCGCCGCCACCGGCAACAUGUGCUCCAAGUGCUACAAGGAGAAAGCCGUCCCCGCCUCUGAAACCACGGCGGCUCAGGCGAGCGUCUUCGUCCCUGCAUCUCCCACCGCGCCGCCGGAGAAGAAGGCCAAGACGAUCGUCUCCGUCGCGUCCUCUGACGGUGCCGUGGCGUCCAUGAAGCAGCCGACACCGGCGACGACGAACCGGUGCGCGGCAUGCCGCAAGAAGGUGGGCAUGCUGGGGUUCCGCUGCCGCUGCGAGGGUACCUUCUGCAGCGUCCACCGCUACUCCGACAAGCACGAAUGCGGCUUCGACUACAAGACGGCUGCCAGGGAGAAGAUUGCCAAGAACAACCCAACGGUCGUUGCCGACAAGAUAGCCACGAGGAUCUGA